Peronospora matthiolae is the source of this 612-nucleotide messenger RNA. Lineage: Eukaryota; Oomycota; Peronosporomycetes; Peronosporales; Peronosporaceae. The record is from the annotation of a GenBank genome assembly.
AUGGACCUGUCCGACAUUCCGUUCAAUGUGCCAGUAAUCAUCCAAACGAUACGAACGAAAAAAAAUCUGCAGAAUCCUCCCGGGUCCAAGAAAGCUCGUUGCCAGACGGACAAUCGUGACAUAUACGAGCACGUCAUUCUGCACCAUGUUCGUGACGACAAGGUCGCUAUCGAGUCUCGACGCAACGGCCGCUUCUUGCAAGUGCGAACGUCGGGGAAAUGCGUGUUCGAUCCUACGGAACCUGGUGAAUGGGAACUUUUCACCAUGGAGACGAACUGGAAGUGUUCCCUUUUCUUUGUGUCAUGCCACACAGGAAACGUCCUCCAAUGUGCCGAUCCCGGUAUUGUUCAAUGUGCAAAUAAGCAUCGUGAGAGCUGGGAAGCGUGGGGUAUCUUAGAGCCUCGCAGCACGGCUACCACCUCCCAGAUGCAGCAAGAGUUGAAUCCAAGUUAUUCUCUAUAUAAUAAGGACCGCGUGAACUUGGUGCUGGAGCUUGCAAAGUGUGGCAAAACACCGGACGAGAUCGAGCAGAUCCUGAAACGACUAUUUACAGGUUCAGCCGCCACAAGUGCUGCAAGCUCGGCAGUAGCUGUAUCAAUCCAAAAAGAUUAA